AUGAAUUCUUUCACAAGAGCAAUAUUUAUUGCUGUUGUUUGUUGCUCUUUUGUACCAUUCACUAAAGAACAAUAUACACCAGAUUGGACAUCAUUAGAUUCACGUCCAUUACCUGCUUGGUAUGAUAAAAGCAAAAUAGGUAUAUUCAUUCAUUGGGGUGUAUUCAGUGUUCCAUCAAUUUCAUCGGAAUGGAUGUGGUGGUCAUGGAAAGGAAAUGAUCCAAGUUCUGAGGUUGUCGCUUUUAUGAAUAAAAAUUAUCCACCUGAUUGGACAUAUGCAGAUUUUGCUGCUCAAUUUCAUGCAGAAUUUUACAAUCCAAAUGAAUGGGCCGAUAUAUUUGCUGCAUCUGGUGCAAAAUAUAUUGUUUUUACAAGCAAGCAUCAUGAAGGUUUUACAAUGUGGCCUUCGAAAUAUUCAUUCAAUUGGAAUGCUAUGGAUGUUGGACCCAAACGAGAUUUACUUGGUAAAUUUCGAAUGACUCUCUAUGUUUUCUA
Messenger RNA from Rotaria sordida, 494 nucleotides. Lineage: Eukaryota; Metazoa; Rotifera; Eurotatoria; Philodinida; Philodinidae. The record is from the annotation of a GenBank genome assembly.